This is a messenger RNA of Polistes dominula (European paper wasp), 2592 nucleotides long. RefSeq lists its product as uncharacterized. Gene Ontology annotation, molecular function: RNA polymerase II cis-regulatory region sequence-specific DNA binding; DNA-binding transcription factor activity. NCBI's taxonomy places the organism in Eukaryota, Metazoa, Arthropoda, Insecta, Hymenoptera, Vespidae. Gene Ontology annotation, biological process: regulation of transcription by RNA polymerase II. The record is from RefSeq and is a predicted model, not a curated record.
GCGCUGUCUUUCCGCGGAAAAGCCGCGAAAACUACGUCACGAGUGACGGAUUCGGUCAAAACUGGGACAAAGUGCAGUGCACUCUGGCAUUGCGCUUUACCCACCAGGUGUUUCUAUGCCGUAAUCUUCUCAGGAUUGGGUAAUACUCAUACCGUUGCACCUUGCUCUCGAAUACCUGCUCAAUCUCCGAUACGAGAGACUUGACACACAACUAGGUACCAUAGACUGACAGGUUAGAUGAAGGAUUCAAGAUAGUUCCACCGUUUGGUAUCAUGUCAGAUGGAGUCGAUGGUGGCGGCGGGGAAAACGAGGUAGACUCUCAUUCCUCUUCGCAUGCAGAGGCUGGUGAUUCUUCUAAUCACAGAGAAGAAGAAGCACUGGAUCCAGACAACGAAGCUGCUCUUAAUACUAAUUAUGAUAGUAGCGAUGGAGCCGUUCCAGCAUUUAGAUGUGAUAGGUGUGACAAUUAUGAAACUAUAAAUAAGACAGCAUUUUGUGCUCAUCAAGAUCAAUGCAUUGGAAACGGUGAACCAGGAGAAAGCACAGAGGGUAUUGAUGGACCUGAAAAUGAUGGAGAUGGAGACGAGGGUCAUUCAGGCUUGCGAACCCAUAGAAAAAUAUUUGAGUGCGAUGUUUGCAACAUGAAAUUUUCUAAUGGGGCUAAUAUGAGAAGACACAAGAUGAGGCAUACAGGUGUAAAACCAUAUGAGUGUCGUGUAUGUCAGAAAAGAUUUUUUCGCAAAGAUCAUCUUGCAGAACAUUUUACCACUCAUUCUAAAACUUUACCAUAUCAUUGUCCAAUAUGUAAUAGAGGUUUCCAAAGACAAAUUGCCAUGAGGGCACAUUUCCAAAAUGAACAUGUAGGACAACAGGAUAUGGUCAAAUCAUGUCCAUUGUGUAGUUAUCGAGCGACUACAAUGAAAUGUCUUAGGUUGCACUUUUUUAACAGACAUGGAAUAGAUUUAGAUAAUCCAGGACCAAACAGUUCAACUUCAAUAUUAAAUAGUUGCACACCUGGGGAAGCCAUGCCAUCUGCUCCCCUAUCCGACAGUGGUGACAGUACUGGCAAUAGAUCAGCGGACAAUGCAACUCCUCCAAUGCACUUUCUUACUCCUCACGUUGAAAUAUCCAUUCCUUACCCGGAACAAACUACCAACCAACGAAAUUCAAGUCCUGCUCCACUAAAUGGUGAUAGUCCAAAUAGUCCACAAAGUGCUGAUAGCAAUAGUAACGCUCCAAGCAGUAGUCAUCAUCAAUUACCCAUUAACAGUAGUGGCAUUCAUAGGAGUGUGGGUGGCGGAGAAGAAGCUAUCACACCUUCAAUCUCUUUAAUUCCUAUUAAACAAGAGCCAAAUAGCAAUGGUAUGGAAGAUAGUGGAGCAACAUCCAGUAAUCUGUCAUUGCCAUCGUUAAUCAAGGUUUCACCAUUGAAGACAUUAUUGCGAGAUGAUCUAUGUCGUAAACUUUCAACAAGUUGCAGUAACAAUAAUAACACUAAUAACAAUAAUGGUUCAAAUUCCAAUUUACAUUCGAGGGGUGAACCCCCAACAUCGACGAGACCCGAUCCACGAAGCAGUGGUUUACAGUGUAUGCACUGUAGAAUUACUUUUCCAGAUCAGACAUUGUACUUUCUUCAUAAGGGUUGUCACAGUGAGAGCAAUCCAUGGAAGUGCAACAUAUGUGGUGAGCAGUGCUGUAACUUGUACCAAUUUAAUUCGCAUUUAUUGAGCAAAAGUCAUCAGUAGCAGCGAACAAAAAAUAUGCAAUGGCAUAUCAUUUUUCACUCUUUAUUUAAAACCAACUUAUCCAAAAAGGGUACGUAAAAUUAUAUGUAAAAUAAUAUUCCCAUAUAUGAGAAGAGCAUGUGCCACGAAAAUAUAAAUAUAUGCAUAUAUAUAUAUAUAGAGAGAGAGAGAGAGAAAGAAAGAGAGAUUAUAUAUUUAAUAUAUAUAUAGAUAUAUUUAUAUUUUCACACACUCAAAUAUAAAAACUCGAUCCCCAACGAAGUACUUUUAACAAGAAAAUACACACACACACAUAUAUAUACAUAUAUUUAUCCCAAUACGUAGUUAUUUUAAAUUGUGAAUUUUGGUAAUAGCCAUGUGCUGCCUUCCCCCUUUAAAAAAUUCUGCGCGUAAUGGGAGGAUUUGUGCCUUUUUUCAAAUUUGCCGACUUUUACUCGUCCAUCAUAUUGUCAUCAUGCGAACGAUCCGUCCAUAGAGCUUUACAGAAUUAUUCCAAGCUCUAUAAGUAGUAUUAACUUACAAUUAGAUAUAUAUAUGUAUAUUGGAUGAGACAUCUAAAACUAAACCUGCGAAUAUUUUGAAAAUAUGUUUAAAGUCGAAAAGAUUAAUACAAUUUAAGUAGAUAACAUUUAUCUAAAAAUGAUCAAAUUGUAAUUUGCUUGUCAAUCUGAAUUGAUAUUAUUUUGUAAUUGCUGUAUAUUGGAAUCCAUUUUCAAUGAAACGUAUUUCUUUAGAGAAAUUAAGCGACAUAUUAAAUUCAAUUUCAAUGUUAGCUGACUCAUCCGAUAUAUUUUACAGAUUAAACACAUUAGAACAGUCUUAGACUGUUAAAAAAAAAAAAAAAAAA